UUAUUUAACAAAUUAUAUUAUUUAAAUACAUCCUAAUUUUGCCUCACAUAAUAUUGUAUUAAAAUUUUAUUUUUUUAACAAUAUGUGCUAUUUAUACAGAGAGAUCUGGUAUCCUAUAUAAAAAUAAAAAAAUUCAUGAAUAUAUUAAAUAUAUAUAAGACAUCAUAUGCUGAAGAAACCAGUUUGAUACGCCAUUACUCCACGACUAUAAGGAAGGACGAAGAACGACCAUGAUGACUACAAACACGUGAACGCAUUUGAGAAUCAUAUUUGGAGAAUCAUAUAAGAAGAUGAAGCCAUAUGUGAUAUCGAGAGUUUUCAUUUUCGUUGUAGAAUUUAAUUUUUGCGGGAAUAAUGUGAGAUAUCUGGCUUCUGACUCAUGGGCGGGCCCGACUCGUCCGCAAGACGAUUACUCGUGCUCGACAACGGGGGAUGAUAUAUAGACCAGCACGGUUAACGAGAUGCCUCUCUAAGACGCGUGCGCCUUGCGAAUAGUCACGAUCGCGUUUGUGUCGAGAGUGUGUUCGUCGAUGAAUACACGGGCAGAUCGCCGGCUGGCUGGUGCGGCACUCGGGCGUGGUUUUUCACGUCGUCGCGGUGUGUCUGUGUGUGCUGCUACCCGGCCUGGAGACAAAAGGAAUCCCUUUGUAUCUUUUGGAGUCCCGAUCAACGGGGACCAGCCAGCUAGCGACUAUUGGCAGGAUUAAAAAUAUGUGCGGUAUCGCACGUCCACGCCGGUUGCCGAUCGUAUAGUCGCCGUGGGAUCCAUUUAAAUUAUUCGUCAGGACUGGCGUAGACGAUCCAACGAGAGAGAUCGCGGUCAUCGCGAAUUAAAUGACACGUUGCGUCACGGUGACAUCCUCGUGCAAAGGACAUCACAACGAAACCCUGGUGAUACCGUCGAUGGAAAUCGCAUUAUGAUGCUCAUGGGAUUAGGAUCUUAACGAAAAUGUCUUUGACAGCCAGCAAAAUUUUUCUCCAGAGACAUAAAAUGAAAUAUUAGACCUUUUGAGCACAGGGAUCGAUGCCAUGCAGGUCCGCCUAGAUGGGAAACUGGCGUUGCUGUAUACUCUAUUAAUCUUGCAGGUUUUAAUUGUUAUGAUCUAUGUCGCCACAACCCCGCCGGCUGAAUUAACUAUAUCAACGACUCGUGCAUCUGUCAGUUUUGUCAAAUUUGAGGCAUCGCAGGAACUACAAAUAAAUCAAGGCAAUCGUAAAAAAUCACCAAUUUAUCAGACAAUCAAUGGAGAGAUAGUACUGAAAGAUGUCAAAACUUUUAGGCUGUUUGAAAUAUAUAAUCACACUGUAUGCUGGAAAUUUGGAGUAGACGAGCAUAAGAUGAGAAGCAAUGAAUAUCUGGAAAGAUGUAUUUGCAAUCAAGGAUGGCAUGGCUGGGAUUGCGGACAGCCUGAAGUCGUAUGGAGAGCGAUCAUGGCGUCGAAGCAGAACAUUAGUUUGAAACGUCGUAAAACUGCUAGACACAUUAUCCACACCUUCUUUCUGAGUGAAUACAAUUCAGGCAUCGCCGAAGUGAUAGUAGAGGAACUCUAUAACGUGGUGGAUCUUUUUGUAAUUUGUGAUUUUAACAAUGCGGAGGAUAAUUUUCGACACAAACUGUCCAAGGGACUAUUACAGCGGCAGCAAAAAAAGAUCUUAUACAUCAACGUAGCAACAAAGUCUCGCAAACCAUUGAGGAUAGUAUCGAAAUACAUCUGGGAUAAAAUCAAGAGUUUAGUACAGAAUUUAAGGGACGAUGACAUCUAUGUAAUGAUGGAACCUGAACAGAUACUGAACUCCAGGGCAUUAAUGUUCCUCAAAGUGUACGAUGGUUGGCCUCAGCCUAUUGGAUUUAGAUUAAGAUGGUCGGUAUACGGCUUCUUUUGGCAGCAUCCGCUCAAAACAACGAUAACGCUCGGCGCGUACACUGUCGGCUUGAUGCGUAACGCCUAUCAAUCUAACUCACUUGUACUGCGACAGCAAUUGGAUGGAGACACCAGCGAGAGAGAUAUUUUAGGAUUAGUCAUAGGAGAUUUAAAUCACUAUGGCGGAUGGUACUGCAAUCUGUGCCAAGCGCCUGCAAAUAUUAUUAUCGGUCUUCGCAAUAAGGUUCGGUCUAAGGAGAUUGAUAUCGAAAAGACUAUAGAUGUGCCGUUCGUUGAGGAUCUAAUAGGAAGCGGACUAUGGUUGGAUGGUAAAACCAGUCUUCUGAGAGCUUCUAAAUCUAGAGAUUCCUACUUUGCGCCUGAAACGAUUCUCAAUAACACAUGGAAGUACGACUGGUUGGUAGAAAAUUUUUAUGCUAAACUAGAUUACUAUUGACAUACUGGUCGCACCCGACUGUGAUAUUAAUUCAUACUCGAUACUCAAUGUACACUAAUGUAAUAUUAUACACUGAAUUUAUAUACAUUAAAAUAUUAUGUUGA
Molecule: messenger RNA, 2423 nt
Organism: Formica exsecta
Lineage: Eukaryota; Metazoa; Arthropoda; Insecta; Hymenoptera; Formicidae
Gene: Mgat3
Product: beta-1,4-mannosyl-glycoprotein 4-beta-N-acetylglucosaminyltransferase
Exons: 3
Coding region: 1030-2319 (429 amino acids)
Biological process (GO): protein N-linked glycosylation; N-acetylglucosamine metabolic process
Cellular component (GO): membrane
Molecular function (GO): beta-1,4-mannosylglycoprotein 4-beta-N-acetylglucosaminyltransferase activity
Source: RefSeq, a predicted model, not a curated record